ACACACACCACCUUUCUUUUGGUGCAGACACACACACACACACUUUGCCCUACUCACUCAGUCACUCGCUCUCCCCCAUCUCCCUACCAUUCAGUCGUUGUUCUGCAUCCGCUCGGACGCACUCCACUUUAGGUACAGCUCCAGUGUAUUCUCCAUCUCUUCCUCUCCAGUGCAGUGCCUACAGUCACGGGCGUCUUGUUAUGCUCCAGCUCGCACUCAAAGUGAACGCAGAUAGUGGGAUGAUGACUGAAAGGCACCAAAGAGGAAAACAGGGUGAGAAAAGGAAUUAAAAAGGAGUGAAAGGAGAAAGAGGGAGACUGCUCUUGCGUAAAGGUGGAAGGACAGUUUGAUUCAGAGAGAAUUUGGAUUAAACUGGGUGCUUUUCUGCCUCCAAGUUACCAUUAAAGGUAAUGAGAUCAAGAAACCACUGGCUAUCCUCUUGAAACAGCCUGGACCUCAACGCCUCACUAUUCCUUAGACGAAUCACUACCAGCAGUUUCACUCUAGCUCAGUUCUUAACUAGGACUUCAACUCGGGGACCUGAACCUCACAAAUCGCCAAUGCUUACAAGGAACUGCCUGCUGCUGUUCCUGUGGAUUCUUGUCAACGAGGGUUCUGUGUUUUCUUCACGUCAACCUUCAUCCAUACUGGGACGGAGCAGAGGUGCAAGAGAGCGCGGCAGGAGCUCAGUGGGCUCAAUGAGGAAUGGGGCGGCUGGAUUUCAGCGCGUCAAGAGGGGCUGGGUGUGGAACCAGUUCUUUGUCCUGGAGGAGUACAUGGGGUCGGACCCGCAAUACGUUGGCAAGCUCCAUACUGACCUCGAUAAGGGGGACAGUUCGGUGAAGUACACCCUCUCGGGGGAAGGUGCUGGCUCCAUUUUCACAAUUGACCAAACUACGGGGGACAUCCAUGCCUUAAGGAGUCUUGACAGGGAGGAGAAGCCUUACUACACCCUGCGGGCCCAGGCUGUGGACAUUGACACCAAUAUCCCUCUGGAGCCAGAAUCUGAAUUUGUCAUCAAGGUCCAAGAUAUCAAUGACAAUGAACCAAAAUUCCUGGAGGGACCUUAUACAGCCAGUGUACCUGAGAUGUCACCCGUUGGGACGUACGUGACGCAGGUAACAGCCACAGACGCAGAUGACCCAACCUACGGAAACAGCGCCAGAGUCGUAUACAGCAUCCUUCAUGGUCAACCGUACUUUUCCGUUGACCCUAAAACAGGAGUAAUAAAGACGGCUUUGCCAAAUAUGGACAGAGAAGUAAAGGAAGAGUACCAGGUAUUAAUCCAAGCCAAGGACAUGGGCGGCCAACUUGGAGGACUGGCUGGGACCACCAUUGUCAACAUUACCCUCAGUGAUGUUAAUGACAACCCACCCAGGUUCUCUAAAAGCUUCUUUCAUCUAAGAGUUCCUGAAUCCUCUGCCGUUGGGUCUGCUAUCGGCAGAAUUAAAGCCCAUGAUCUAGACAUUGGGAGGAAUGCUGAAGUAGAGUACACCAUUGUUCCUGGAGAUGGAGGCGCUAUGUUUGACAUCACCACCAAUGAGCACAAUCAAGAGGGGAUUAUCAUUCUAAAAAGGCCGUUGGACUAUGAGACCAAGAAGGCGUACACCUUCAAGGUGGAAGCAUCCAACGCUCAUUUGGAUCCCCGGUUUCUGAGCUUUGGGGCUUUCAAAGACACGGCAACAGUGAAGAUUAACGUCUUGGAUGUGGAUGAGCCCCCGGUGUUCAAUAAGCCCUCCUAUGUGAUGGAUGUGUAUGAAGACACGCCCGCUGGCACCAUCAUUGGGGCGGUGACGGCACAGGAUUUAGAUGCCAGCAGCAGCCCAGUCAGGUAUUCCAUCGACUGGAAAAGUGACUUGGACAGCUACUUCGACAUUGAUCCAGUGGAAGGAACAAUUUCCACAAACGAGCUCCUUGACAGGGAGAACAUCGCCCAGCACAAUAUCUCUGUUGUGGCAACAAAACUCAAUAGUCCAGUUCUGACCAGCCGUGUGGCCGUCACAGUGCACGUCCUGGACAUCAACGAGUUCCCUCCUGAACUGGCCAGCCCCUAUGAAACCUUUGUUUGUGAAAAUGCCAAAGUGGGACAGGUGCUUCAAAUCUUCAGUGCAAAGGAUCAAGAUCUACAAAGUGCUGGACAACAGUUCUCCUUCAGAACAUCCAAGGAAGAUGUCAAAAAUAAGAAUUUCACAAUCAGAGACUUUGGGAACAACACAGCUGGAAUUGUCACAAAGCGAAGUGGCUUCAGACGACGUCUGCAGGAGAUCUACUAUUUGCCUGUUGUGAUAGAAGACAACGGCUACCCGCGAAAGAGCAGCACUGGCACUCUAACCAUUCGCGUGUGUGGCUGCGAAUUAGAUGGCUCACUCCUAACAUGCAGCGCUGAGGCCAUCUUUCUGCCUGUGGGGCUAAGCACAGGAGCUCUCAUCGCCAUACUUUUGUGUAUCGUCAUCUUAUUAGUUAUCGUGGUACUCUAUGUGGGCUUGAGACGGCAAAAGAAAAAGGAAACCCUAAUGUCAUCCAAAGAAGACAUCCGAGAUAAUGUGAUCCAUUACGAUGAUGAAGGAGGAGGGGAAGAGGACACACAUGCUUUUGACAUGGGAACCCUUCGAAACCCCAAAGUAGUCAAGGAGAACCUGUUCCGCAGGGACAUCAAGCCUGAGAUGCAACAAGGCCCCAGGCCGCCUGUCUCUCAGGACAGUUCGGAUAUUCGAGACUUCAUCAACCAGAGACUGAAAGAGCACGACACUGACAACUCGGCUCCGCCCUACGACUCUUUGGCUACAUACGCCUACGAGGGUGAUGGUUCUGUAGCUGAGUCUCUGAGCUCUAUCGAGUCUCUUACAAUAGACUUUGAGGAGGAUUAUGACUACCUCAGUGACUGGGGGCCUCGCUUUAAGACUCUUGCAGGGAUCUUUGGAGAGCAGUCAGAAACUCAUUCGGAUUCGACAAACACAGAGAACAAACACUGAUGUUCCUCAAAGGGGGAGGAUGUAACAUUAUUUGAUCAGUUUUUCUAUUUUGUUUUUUCUGCUGUUGCCUCAUGUUUUUUCAUCCUUUCCUUUUAGGUUAUUUUUUAUUUAUUUUUUUUUUUUUUUACAACUCACUGUGUCUCUUUUAGAAGGUCAUUUCACAAAAUUAAUUUCCAAAAUUGUAAAAAAAACUCCAAAAAAAAAAAAAAAAAAACUAAGGGAAAUUUUGUUCACAUGAUUGGAUGAGCAGUCAUUCCAUUUCUUGUUAGUUGAAUGUGGUUUCAAGUCCUACAUUUUCUUCUCUUACGAGGAAGAUGCAUGGAAAUGUUGUCAUUUCCUGGAACAUCCUUUAAAGUGCCUCAAUAUAAUUGUUGUUUCACUUGCUAUUUCAUGGCACAUAUCCAGUAUAUAUUUUUUUCUUUUGUAUAACUCCAUAAGUAAAGCUGAUUCACUCAGCAUGCUGUACUGUGCUCAGACUGGCAUCGAGACCAAUGCUAGAACCUGUGAGGUGAAUGAGCUGGGCCAAGUUUGCCCAAAGAAUGUUUUGAAUGUUAUUUAUUGUUCUAUUUAUUUAUUGUAUGACUGAAUAUGAUUGAAUGUGUGUGUAUUUAUCUAUUUAUCUUUCAAUCAUCAAUUGGUAUUUUUUAUUUUUGGAGACACUUGAGGAUUUUUGUAAUUAAUGAAAAAGGCUUAUGUGAAAAUGUAUGUUUCUGUUAGUUGGAUUCUGUAAAUAGACUUGUACUAGAGUUGUAAAAAAAAAGAUAAAGUUAGGGCUGGCUAAAUGCUAUGGUUUGGUCAUGUAAUGAGCACUGUUUUCUUAAAUAAAUGCCAC
Messenger RNA from Cyprinodon variegatus (sheepshead minnow), 3804 nucleotides. Its product is annotated as cadherin-12-like. The record is from RefSeq and is a predicted model, not a curated record. Bases 561 to 2972 code for a protein of 803 amino acids. Gene Ontology annotation, molecular function: cadherin binding; calcium ion binding. Gene Ontology annotation, biological process: calcium-dependent cell-cell adhesion; homophilic cell-cell adhesion; adherens junction organization. NCBI's taxonomy places the organism in Eukaryota, Metazoa, Chordata, Actinopteri, Cyprinodontiformes, Cyprinodontidae. The transcript is spliced from 12 exons. Gene Ontology annotation, cellular component: catenin complex; adherens junction; plasma membrane.